AUGCCAUCCUUAAGGAAAGCAAAGGAAUCUUCGUCCUCAUCACCAGAAUACUACGCGGUAUUUUUGGCAAAGUUCUCUAUCAGCCUAAAUGACCCUGACAUUCCCGGGCCACGUUAUCACCACGUCAUCUUCGUCGAGACUGAUCCGACCCAGGGAUCGGGGAUUAAAUUUCAUGUGAUCGGCGACAUCACUCGACACGAAGGCAUGACUUACGAAUCCAGACGGUACCACAACCCAAGCAAUUCUACAACCUGCGUCGCCAAGGAGCUGCUCGGAUAUACUGCCGCCGACGGUUUCCAGCGCCGAUGGGACCGGCUUUUGUCGGCCCUCCCCACGCCCCCAAAGCAAAAAGCAUACAACAUUGCCACCCACAAGACGGAGCUAGUCAAAUGCUGGGAACCUCUUCAGUUUUACGAGCCGGGUGAGGAGCGCCACAUUCCUUGGAAAUGCACCGAAUGGACCAACGACCACGCUCUACCCGCCCUGUGGAAUGCCGGGGAGAUUGUUGAGGAAAUACCGGCAGACCCGUCUUCGGAGGACUGGGUUUGGGACGAAGAAUAUCAGAGAUAUAGACACUGGAGCGCUGAGAAAAAUGAAUGGGUCUGGGCACCCGGAGAGUGA
Messenger RNA from Pyricularia pennisetigena, 621 nucleotides. RefSeq lists its product as uncharacterized. NCBI's taxonomy places the organism in Eukaryota, Fungi, Ascomycota, Sordariomycetes, Magnaporthales, Pyriculariaceae. The record is from RefSeq and is a predicted model, not a curated record. The transcript has a single exon. Bases 1 to 621 code for a protein of 206 amino acids.